AUGGAACAUUCGGUCAGGAUGAGGACGGAUGCGUCUGUCGCGCUGAAGAAGUCGAAAAAGGCAGUGAAAAGGAAGGCUCUUUCUAAGUCGGAUACAGCUGGUAACCAUGUGGAACCGAAUAGCUCUCCAGAGAAUCUCAAACUGAAGAAGGCACUUCAACCACACGACUGUAACGGUAGUGAGUUACCUACUAAAAAGAAAAAACUCGUCAAGUCGAAAAAAGGGUUGAAGAAGAAAAGGGAAGAAGAGUCCGUGAAGCCGAAAGUACCAAAGAAGUCAGCGAAAACUGGAUCAGAUAAAAUUGAAAAGCGCAAUUCUUUAUUUGAUUCUGAUGAUAAUUUGGAUGAUGGGGAUAACGAUGAGCUAAAGACUUUGCACGACUCCAACAUUGAAAUGGAUGAUGAUUUCGGUAGCGACAGCGGUCGAAACAGCGAAGAUGAUGGUGAUUUUCACGAUUCUGACGAUGAUGAACUACCGAUUGAGAAAAAGUCGAAAAUGUUGGACCGAAGGAAAACCAAAAUUGCGAAUGAAGCCCAAUCUGAACUACGUCUAAAUAUAGCUGGACAGCCGCAGUAUGAAUUACCAAGUGUUGACGAAGUGGAGAAGCAACUCAGAGAGGUGCCCAAUCUUCAAAUAAUUAAGGAUAGGAUACACGACAUUGUCCAGGUCCUUGGAGAUUUUAAAAAUCGAAGACAGGAGGGUAAAAGUCGCGAUGACUACGUUGCUAUUCUCACCAAGGAUCUCUGCUCGCAGUAUGGCUACAACGAAUAUCUUAUGUCUAAAUUCAUGCAGCUGUUCCCUCAGGCAUCGGAGUUGAUCGAGUUUCUGGAUGCUAACGACCAACAGCGUCCUGUAACAAUACGAACGAAUUCUCUAAAAACAAGAAGAGGUGACUUGGCUAAAUCUUUGAUUAAUCGUGGAAUGAAUGUUGAUCCUGCUGCACCAUGGACAAAAGUGGGUCUUGUGGUGUACGACUCCCAAGUUCCCGUAGGAGCAACUCCCGAAUACCUUGCUGGUCACUAUAUGAUCCAAGGUUUGAAUUCUCUGUUACCUGUGAUGGCACUUGCACCACAACCUGGAGAUCGUGUUCUUGACAUGUGUGCUGCACCUGGUGGAAAGGCUUCCCACAUUGCCAGUCUUAUGAAGAAUAGCGGUGUACUAUUUGCUAAUGAUGCUAAUAUAACUCGAUGCAAAGCAAUCAUCGGAAAUUUGCAUCGAUUAGGCGUCAACAAUGCUGUAGUGAGCAACUUGAAUGGAGAAGAGUAUGCCAAAUUGGCUCCAAAUGGCUUUGACCGUGUACUUCUCGAUGCUCCAUGCUCCGGCACUGGUGUUAUUUGGAAGGAUCCAUCUGUGAAGACAAGCAAAGACAGCCAGGAUAUUCAGCGCAGGCAUACCGCACAGAGGCAGCUAAUCCUUGCUGCACUUGAUGCUGCGGACGCCAAAUCUCCCAGUGGUGGUUAUGUUGUGUAUUCAACUUGUUCCGUUCUGGUUGAAGAAAAUGAAGCCGUGGUAAACUACGCUUUGCAAAAAAGACACUGCGAAUUGGUAUCGUGUGGUUUGGAAGUUGGCAUAGAGGGAUUCACGAAAUUCCGCGAAUAUCGGUUUCAUCCUUCACUUAAUUUGACGCGACGGUACUAUCCUCACGUACACAACAUUGAUGGAUUUUUCGUGGCAAAAUUGAAGAAGCUGUCAAAUGCCAAGAUGGGAAAAGCAAGUGUUGAUAUUGCGCACCGAGAAAAUCUCGAGAAAAGUGAUGUCGAUGAAGAGCCAAAACAGUCCAGUGUAGACAAAAAGAAAAGCAAGAAGAACAAGUCAAAAUCUGUUGGAAACGCUGACCAGUGUGACAGCGAUAGCUCAAGCGAAGGCAUCAAUUCUGUUGGAAGUAAUAAGAGAAAAGCGAAGAAAAAACGGAAUCAGCUGAGAAAUAUAGCGAAGAGAGUUCUAGGAACUGCAGAUGACGAUGGGUUCAAUACGUCUGGUUAUGUCCAACGAUCAAAAAAGGAGAAACGAUUCAACAAGAAGAUUGGGAAACGAACACUUGCAAAAACUAGUGCUAAAACUAUCAAAAACAAGAGGAAAAAGUUACUGGCAAAGAAAACAUAA
Necator americanus (New World hookworm) is the source of this 2103-nucleotide messenger RNA. RefSeq lists its product as uncharacterized. Gene Ontology annotation, cellular component: nucleolus. NCBI's taxonomy places the organism in Eukaryota, Metazoa, Nematoda, Chromadorea, Rhabditida, Ancylostomatidae. Gene Ontology annotation, molecular function: RNA binding; rRNA (cytosine-C5-)-methyltransferase activity. The record is from RefSeq and is a predicted model, not a curated record. Bases 1 to 2103 code for a protein of 700 amino acids. The transcript has 19 exons. Gene Ontology annotation, biological process: maturation of LSU-rRNA; rRNA base methylation.